GGUCACGUUAUCAUAGAAGUUUGUGUCUUUCAAUAGUUCAGACGCGGGUAUUUUAUGUCUUUUCUUUUUGGAUUUUUCUAAUGAAUUUUCACUGGUAACGUUACCGGUGAGUUAUCAUAGCAACAUUGCUAUUGUAGAACAUAUGUUCUAUUUGAUUUUCCCAUGUGGGAGUCUUUUUUAGCACAUAAGACUACGUUCAACACGUGUUGAUCAUGAUGCGCUGGACCUGUUAUCAGUGACGUCACUGCUACAGGGCGCCAUUUUGCUUCUUGAAGUUCUUCAUGCCAUGUGGUGUGAAGAAAUAAGCAGUUCCUAAACUCAGAUAACAUUGAUUUAUCGCUAAACCUGUAUUUUUUAACAUGGCUAAUGAGCCGGGGACGUCGUACAUGCGAGAGUCCGACAGUUUGGACAUUGUCGAUCAGGUUGACGACGAUGCAGGUCAGGAUGAGGAACGCAACGUGCAAAGGCACACGACGCAAUCCAAGUCGAAAAUGUCCACGAACGGUAUGUUUGACAUUUUCAUGAGCAAGCUCACAAUAGUUCAGAAAGAACUUCAAGACUUGAGAUCGCAAAGUAAAGGGGACACAUCGAGAAAACGCGGGCGAAGUAUGAGUACUCGUAGUUCGCCUCCCCCUGUUAAGAAAACAACAGUGAAACAGAGCAAAAGCUGUAAUCGAUCGUUUCACGAACUCAGUGAUGAUGACUCUGACGAAGAGACUUCAGAUAAAUCGGACGCUGAGGACGCACUGAAUUCCCUUAUUGAGGGUGAAAAUUGUAGCUCGUCGGACGACGAUGAAGCAUCCGCCUUGCACGAAUUAUCAGAAUUCUUUGGCGAUGAAGACAAAACUAGCGAGCCAUUAAGCCCUGAGUUGGCUAAAAUUAUGGAAAAAAUGUUCACAUCAAAAACGAAUUCGGAGAAAAUAAAAGAAAUCUCCAACAAAUAUGACAGGCCAAAGAACAUCAACAAUGUCUUUGCACCAAAAGUAAACAAAGUAAUAUGGGAAAAUAUGUCUGCAAAAAACAGGGCAAGCGACAUUAAACUUCAAACCACUCAAAACCUGGUGGGUAAAGCUAUGAUCCCCACUUUGAGACUGUUUGAUAUUCUCAUCAACACCAAUGCUAAGAAAGCGAUUGAUGUGAAGAAAGCAAAACAAUUGUGCGGCGACAUUUUGAAGUUUCAAAAAUGUGUGUUUCACAAUUUAUCCUUCAAACGGAGGGAACAAAUUAUUCAACCAGAGAGAAACAAGCAAUUCGUUAGCUUAUGCUCCGCUGAAAGCUCAUCCGAAAACCUUUUUGGAGAUGAUUUAGGGAGCCAAGUCAAGAACGUGCUAGAAGCAAAGAAGCUUGCACAGAAGAUAUCAAACAAAGAUUACAGUGGAAAAUACAGAAUUCCCAAAUUCUCAAAUAAUUAUGGGAAAAAGCCAAGGCAUGGAGCUGGAAAGAAUAAUUCUUUUUUGUCCAAGCAGUUCAGCUUCAACAAGAAAAAGAAGAAGGGGGAAACAAAUCAAUAGAAACAGAUGAGUGUCAUAAGCAGUGUCUUGAAGAAAAUCGAGGAGGAGGAAGUACAGUUUGCAUUGUUUAUAGCUCCAGUGUGGAAGACCCAGGCAUGGUUCCCGCAGCUGCUGCACCAAGUCGCAGGUCCUUGCUAUCCUCUACCAAAAACAGAACACCUGUUGAAGCUGCCGAAAGAUCCGAAGCGGCAACAUCCCUUGACCAAGAUGAAGAUGGGUGCGUUCAGUUUGUCCGGCAAUGCUUACAUGGUAGAGAGUUAUCAGCAGACACUAUCAGCAUUAUCUGCGGAUCAUGGCGGGAAUCCACAAAAAGACAGUAUAGGGGUUAUCAACAGAAAUGGUUGCAAUUUUGUUGUGAAAAACAGAGUGAUCCAUUUAAUGCAGAUAUAAAUUUAG
Molecule: messenger RNA, 1907 nt
Organism: Magallana angulata
Lineage: Eukaryota; Metazoa; Mollusca; Bivalvia; Ostreida; Ostreidae
Exons: 2
Coding region: 360-1511 (383 amino acids)
Source: RefSeq, a predicted model, not a curated record